GAAACAAGGAUGAAAAUUGGCAAUGGAGUGCGAAUGGGGUGGGAAAGGUGCCGUGAAAAACUGAAGCUGCAGGAAACUUGCUACUUUGAGUGGCAGAAUUUGAUAGCAGAAGCUUCUAGAAAGGGAUUUGUUGGUGAGGAAGAGAAGCAGUGGGACUCCUAUAAGAUCUUGGAUGAACAGCUCGGGCAGGAAUGGUUGGAGAGUGUUGAGCAAAGUAGAAAAAUGGCAAGACCGAAAGGUAGCAAGAGAGCACCCAAUUCUCUUGAGCAAAGGAGGAAAAUUUCAGAGGCCAUUUCUGCCAAAUGGGCUGAUCCUGCAAGGGCAUAUGUUGCAUUUUCUGCUGAGAAUGCAUACCGUGACAGGGUUUGCACUGCCCUUUAUAAAUGUCAUGGCACACCAGUUGGAGCAGAAAGGAAGCGAAAGAGAAGGCCAAGUAGCGAGAGACAACCCAGAACACAGAAUUCCACAAAGAAGAAAGCUAAUGACACUGAUAAU
This is a messenger RNA of Camellia sinensis, 495 nucleotides long. The record is from RefSeq and is a predicted model, not a curated record. Lineage: Eukaryota; Viridiplantae; Streptophyta; Magnoliopsida; Ericales; Theaceae.